Messenger RNA from Protobothrops mucrosquamatus (brown spotted pit viper), 1823 nucleotides. Its product is annotated as ATP-dependent RNA helicase DDX24. Gene Ontology annotation, cellular component: nucleolus. The record is from RefSeq and is a predicted model, not a curated record. Gene Ontology annotation, molecular function: nucleic acid binding; RNA helicase activity; ATP binding. Lineage: Eukaryota; Metazoa; Chordata; Lepidosauria; Squamata; Viperidae.
AAACGGUCUGAAGUACCUUCUGAACGGGUAAAGGAACAUGGGGGGAGAGGGUUAUUAUCCGAUCAGAGGUCCAUUAUGAAGCUUAAAAGAAACAAGUUUAAAGCAUCAUCUAAACUGAAACAAAAAGGCAUCAAAGUUACAGGGCAAUGGAAACCCAUUGAGAUUGAUCCAAAUCUCUUUGCUGAUGAAGAGCUUGGAGGCAUAAUAUGUUUUGAAGAGCUUACCAAUUACAAACUGGUGUCUUCCUUGAAAGAGGGAGAAGAAAAAGCUGCCAAAAGAAAAUGUAAUGAUGAACAGAUUGAAAAAGUAUGUAGCGCCACUCCCCCAAAAAAGAGAAAGAAGAAGAAAAAUUUAGAACAUGGAGAAAGGAAGAAGGAGGAACUUGAAAUAGAGGAAAAAGUAAUUGAACAGGAGGUCAGGUGCAAAAAAGCCGUUGUUAAGUAUGAGCAACAUGAUUAUGAGCCAACGGAGCUGACGGGCCUGGAAAGAAAACCCACAAAGAAAAAGAAGAGAGGGAAAAAGAAGAAACCAUGUUCUCUCCAAAAUGUUCUUGAACCAACUGGAGCUUCCAAAAAAGCUAAUAACUGGGCAGCCAAAGUCUUAUCCACAAAAUCAGAUCACAAAACGGAUGUUACUGCAUGGAAGAGCCUCUUUGUCCCUAAGCCUGUCCUUUGGGCAUUGAGUGAAUUGGGGUUCAGUACACCAACUCCCAUCCAAGCACUAACUCUACCAUCUGCAAUUCGAGAUAGCAUGGAUAUCUUUGGUGCUGCUGAAACAGGGAGUGGAAAGACUCUAGCUUUUGCCAUUCCAAUGAUCCAUUCCAUCCUACAGUGGUACAGAUCAAAAAAUAUGACAACCAGCACAUUGGAAGAAACAGCGGACAGUGAAGAUGAAAUGGCAAAGCAGGAUACAAGUGAAGAAACAAGGAGACUAAAUUCAGAUACGGAUGAAACUGGUGCUCCUGCAGAUUACGAUGAGCCUGUGACAGUAAACUCCAUGGAGUUAUUGCAGGAUUCAGGAUUUGAUGUGGAUUCCCCAAAACAGAAUUCUGUUAAAGAUAAAAAUAAUCCUCUUCUGGGAUUGGUCUUGACUCCUACAAGGGAACUGGCUGUCCAAGUAAAGCAUCAUAUUGAUGCAGUGGCCAAGUUCACAGGUAUUAAAACGGCCAUUCUUGUUGGAGGAAUGGCUUCUCAAAAGCAGCAGAGGAUGUUGAAGAGGAAGCCAGAGAUUGUCAUCGCAACUCCAGGGCGCCUGUGGGAGCUAAUCCAGGAGAAGCAGCCCCAUCUCUCCAAUCUCUGGCAGCUCAGAUGCCUGGUGAUUGAUGAAGCAGACCGGAUGGUGGAGAGGGGACAUUUCUUAGAGCUGUCUCAGUUGCUGGAAAUGUUGAGUGACACACAACAUAACCCAAAACGUCAAAUAUUUGUCUUCUCUGCCACCCUGACUUUGAUCCAUCAAACUCCCACUAGAGUUCUGCAGAAGAAAAAUGCUAUCAAAAUUGACAGGAAGAUCAAGCUGGAAAUGUUGAUGCAAAAAGUGGGCAUCAAGGGAAAGCCCAAAGUGAUAGAUUUGACCAGAAAAGAGGCAACUGUGGAGACUCUCACAGAGACCAGAAUUCAUUGUGAUACAGAAGAGAAAGAUUACUAUCUUUAUUAUUUUCUGCUUCAACAUCCAGGCAGAACCAUGGUUUUUGCAAACAGUAUAGAUUGUAUCAAACGACUUACUGCACUCUUGACCAUCAUGGACUGCAAUCCACUGCCUCUUCAUGCAAACAUGCACCAGAAGCAAAGGUUAAAAAAUCUGGAGAGGUUUGCAGAACGCAACAG